AUGAAUACAAGAUAAAGGUUACUCUAGAAUAUUAGUUGCAUAGCUGGGAAUGCAAGAAUCAAAUAAUAGUAGAAUCAGAGUAAUGUAAGAAUAAGGUCACAAAAGUCAAGAAAGGAGAAUGCUAGUUUCAUAGUUACAAAACUUACUUAAUAGCCUAAAACAAAUAUCAAUCUCUAUUAGACUCAAAUACAUUCACCAAUAAAAAAUAGAAGCAUGAAUUAGAAUAAAGAAAAUAAUAUUAACAAUGCUUAUGUGGCAAUAAAGAAUUCAGAUGAACUAAUUAUAAAUAGUGCAGAAUCUCAUUCACUAAAUUUAUCAUAUUCGCCUUCCUCUAAGAAGAAGCCUCAGCCUUCAUGUUUCGUAUUGCCAUCGAGAAGCAUCAAACCGAAAUUAAAAUUGACCAGAAAAACACUUGAAAUUAGAAACAUAUAUUUGGAUAAACCAAAACAAAAUAAUUUUAUUAACAUAAAAUGUACAUAAAAAAUGAUCAGAUGA
Paramecium tetraurelia is the source of this 495-nucleotide messenger RNA. RefSeq lists its product as uncharacterized. NCBI's taxonomy places the organism in Eukaryota, Ciliophora, Oligohymenophorea, Peniculida, Parameciidae. The transcript has a single exon. The record is from RefSeq and is a predicted model, not a curated record.